Bursaphelenchus xylophilus (pine wood nematode) is the source of this 1592-nucleotide messenger RNA. The record is from the annotation of a GenBank genome assembly. Lineage: Eukaryota; Metazoa; Nematoda; Chromadorea; Rhabditida; Aphelenchoididae.
AUGAAUGUAUGGGAAAGGAACCAAGAAGGUGAGUAAAUUUUUGCAAAGGUAAAUUUUUUGCAAAAAUCUGUAAGGCACUUUUACAUUUUUACCCCGCGCUUUGCAGAAAAGGUGUUUCUAGGCUGAAAUUUGCAAAUUUUUUCUCUUUCUGAUUUUGUUGCUGAAGUUAUUAGCCAGGUUCUUAUGGUAAAUUUCAAAAUAGAACUCCUGUAAUCGAGUCUGAGCUAUAAAUCGACCAGUAUAGAAGAAAGUUUCCGUAUUUUUUGCCACAAUGUAUGCAGAAUAUGUAUUUCUACCGAGCCUUCCAAGAGCAGCCUGAAAUGUUUAGAAAAUGACGCGCGGACCAGCAAAGCCAUGCUGACAAAAUUUGAAGAAAAUUGGGUGCUUGUAAGUACUAGUCGCGACAUAAAGUCCUGACACAUUUUGUCGCGGGUGUCGCGCGAGAAAGUGGCAAGUUCGCGCGAAAGUGCAUGUCGCUAGUGCAAAAACGGGGAAUUGCCGCGACGGGUCCAAAAGAAAAACAAAAUGCACUGUGCAAAUGUGUCAGGACUUUAUGUCGCGACUAGUAUGUUUAGCACGUUCCUUGUCAAAAAAGCUUACAUUUCGUAUUUCAAUCUAAUGGAAAAUUUUAUUUUUACUUCCUUUCCAAAUUUAAUUUUUCAGUCUCAAACUACGACCAAAGCCAUUGGCCUGGGCUUUGUCAAACAGGGCGAUCGCAGUCACCAAUUAACCUGGCUAAUGAGUCAACUGCGUUCAAAUUUCUUGAGCCUCUUGAAUUUGUAAAUUUCGACAAAUCUGAGUGGUUAUUUUUGGACAACAACGGAUGGACAGGUAUGAUUACUUACAUGGCCAAAAUAUUCAGUUUUAGCCGAGCUACGGGGAUUUAAAAACUGGAAAAAUCGGCCAGCGAUCUCUGGAGGGAACUUGACCGGAACGUAUCGUCUACAUAACAUUCAUUUUCAUUGGGGACAGAAUACGUCGCACGGAAGUGAGCAUAGUGUCAAUGGAGUAAAAUAUGCGGGUGAAGUAUGUUAUUUACAGGGUUUUUGGACCCGUUAUGCGUCUAUAUAAGGCUAUAAAAUAUCUUUUCUUCAGAUGCAUUUUGUCUUCUCCAGGUUUAACAAACCCUGGAGGAAUGGUGUUGACGAUGUUCACGUGCUCUCUGUUUUCCUAGCCGCGAACGAAUCGCACGGAGUCUUAUCUCCAAUUAAGAAUGGGCUUUCUAAAAUCGUCAAAAAAGGUGGAAUAAAAUCAAACGCAGGUUAUAACGUGUUUCAGGCAAAAUCACAUCAAUCAAAAACUUAAAACCAUCCAGUUUUCUGCCGCAGGAUCUAAAGCAUUUUUAUCGAUACACUGGCUCCUUGACCGCCCCACCCUGCUCUGAAGGAGUGAUUUGGACGGUAAUGGAAAAACCAGUCGAUAUUUCGACCAGCCAGGUAGUGUAUGGGGGCAAUCGUAUAGAGGUCUUUAUGAUAUUUUUUCAGCUAGAUCUCUUGCGAAAGAUCCAAGCAAAAGAUCGCAGGCCGUUUAUCCCCGGAAACUACCGAAAUUUGCAAAAUUUAAACGAUCGAAUAAUUGUGUACAGGACGUAG